Molecule: messenger RNA, 1929 nt
Organism: Pseudozyma hubeiensis SY62
Lineage: Eukaryota; Fungi; Basidiomycota; Ustilaginomycetes; Ustilaginales; Ustilaginaceae
Product: potential urea active transport protein
Exons: 2
Coding region: 1-1929 (642 amino acids)
Biological process (GO): urea transmembrane transport
Cellular component (GO): plasma membrane
Molecular function (GO): urea transmembrane transporter activity
Source: RefSeq, a predicted model, not a curated record
AUGGCGGCCGACUCGAUCCCGCCUCCCCUUAGCCAGGGCGUAGGCUACGGAGUCGUCCUCGGCUUCGGUUUUGCCUUUGCCGGUGUCAUGUACUACAUCACGCGUCUUCUCUGGCGCUUCAACGGCGAAGACAAUUCACACUUCGAGACCUAUGCAACUGCGGGCCGAAAAGUCGGCACCGGUCUUACCGCCACCGCCGUUUUCUCCUCCUGGGCAUGGUCGACUGCCCUCCUCUCCUCCUCGUUAGUGACUUUUACAUAUGGAAUUGGGGGCGCAUACUGGUUUGCCGCGGGCUGUCUGGUGCAGAUCUCUGCGUUCGCAUUGCUCGCAAUCCAGAGUAAGCUCAAGACACCGCAUGCUCACACAGUGCUCGAAGUCGUCAAGGUUCGAUAUGGAACUUUUGCGCAUUGGCUUUACAUGUUUUUCUGCCUGGCAAACAACAUCAUUGCUGUGGCGAACAUGCUUCUUGGUGCUUCAGCAACCGUUUCAGCACUCACUGGCAUGCACAUCAUCGCAUCGACUUUCCUUCUCCCCGUCGGUGUCUGUCUCUACACCAUCUCGGGUGGUCUCAAAGCAACAUUCUUGACCGACUGGAUGCACAGCGUCGCACUCCUCAUUAUCGUCAUUUUCCUCACACUCAAGACGAUUACCAACCCUGCCGUCGAAUCGCCCGGUCAUCUCUGGGAGCUCGUCAAGGCAGCCAAUGUCAACAACUCCAUCGCGGGAAAUUAUCGUGGCGCGGCACUCACCAUGACCUCCAAGGGCGCGGUUGAAUUUGGAAUUCUGCACACGCUGGGAAAUUUCGGCCUUGUCGAACUUUCCGCCGGCUUACCUCUAGGCUAUACCGCUCUCGCUGUAGCUGGAAAAGGUGGAGCAGUAGCCGUCGUCAUCCUGAUCUUCAUGGCUGUCACCUCCACCACCUCGGCUCAACUCAUCGCUGUCUCCUCCAUCAUCUCAUCUGACGUCUAUCACACUUACAUCCGACCCAAAGCUACAGACAAGCAGGUCAUCCGCGUCUCCCGAGCCGCCUGUAUCGGCUUUGCCAUCUUCGCAUCUGCUUUCUCGACCAUGCUGUACUACGUCGGUAUCAGCUUGACCUGGACAUUGUACUUCCUCGGACUCAUCACGUGUCCUGCGAUGGUGACGUUGCCGUUGACGGUGCUGUGGAAGAAGCAGACUUGGCUGGCGGCGGUGGUUUCGCCGGUGGUCGGAAUGGCUGCUGGUAUCGCGACCUGGUUGGCUACUGCGAGCAAAUACGGUAAUGGUGUGUUGAACGUCACCACGACAGGCGAGCUGUUGCCGUGUAUGUGGGGAACAAUUGUCGCUGCCUUUGUUCCGGCAAUCCUGUCUCCCAUCAUCACACUCGUCUACCCCCAACCAGUCGAUUUCGCCUGGGAAAGGUUCAAUGACAUCAAACUCAUCCAGGACGACACUUCCUCCACCACUUCAUCCACCGAUGAUCUCUCCACCAACUCUCCCACCAGCCCCAACGAGAAGCUCACCACCAUCCACGGUGAACCCGUCGGCAACCCUCACGCAACCCGCAGCGCACCUUACUCGGACGCCGAACUCCGCUACAUGCACAAACAAUCCGCCAUCGCCGGUUGGACCGGUCUCGGCCUCUUCAUCGCGGUGUGGGUUCUAUGGCCGUUCAUCAUGUAUGCUGCCAAGUACGAGUUCAGCAAGAAGUUCUUUAUUGGAUGGGUCGUGGUGGCUAUCAUUUGGGCUUUUGCCGCCUUGCUGAUCUUCACGUUCUUGCCGCUGUGGGAGGGCAAGGGUCUCAUCGCAAGGAUCGUUAGUGGCGUGUUGACGGGCAAAGGCGCGAAAUCUGGUCAGGAGAAGACGAAUGGCCACGGAAAGAAUGCGGAGACGCAGAGUAGGGUAGAACAGCCGGGCGCGAGCUUCUCUUCCAGCUCGUCAUCCGGUUAG